Molecule: messenger RNA, 291 nt
Organism: Postia placenta MAD-698-R-SB12
Lineage: Eukaryota; Fungi; Basidiomycota; Agaricomycetes; Polyporales; Adustoporiaceae
Exons: 2
Source: RefSeq, a predicted model, not a curated record
GCCGAUCGCUCUCAAGAGCUCUUCGGGGCAUGGCGACACCGCGGGGCUCGGGCCAAACGCCCAACGAGUGCGGUCCUUACGGGGACUAUCCGUGGCCGUCGAAGCUCCGCCAGCACCCCAAUCGCAAGUCCUGAUUGGGCCGAAAACCCUCGAUCACGGAAGAUGGUGGUCGAGGGCCGCAAGACCCCCGAGCUGCGAGCAGGGAAACUAGCAUGCGCCGAAUCCGAUGGUUACGUUCGUCGUGCACGUUUAUUUGGGAGCAGCAACUCGAAUACGACCAUGACGAAGCAU